GGAAAUCUCGCGUGAUGUCCGUUCUCACCGAGAGGUCUUGAAUGUGAGGAAAAGUAGAAACUCCAGUGAUUGAUACCUCUGUAAAACGGCUAGGUAGCUAUGUUUUUGUCACCAAGUGCUCUGGGAAAACGUGCUGACUACUGCCCCGCCACGACAGUCUAUGCCCCUUCAGCCACCCUGAGACUUGCGCGUGGCUGUGGAUCUUUUUUUUCCCGGGCCGUGUUUCCCGAGGCUGCAGAGAAGCCCGCUAUGAACCCCGCUAAUGUAACCGCCCUGUAUGUGUCCGCCAGCCGGGCCGUGCUGCAGUGUGACCCGCGGCAGCCUCACACCUUCGCUGACAUGUACAAUCUGCUGCCCUUCUUUCGCCAGUCCCUCGCUUGCCUCGUCUGUGAAAAGCUGCUCCAGGAUCCCAUUUCUCCAAACCACCCAGAGUGUCAGCAUUAUGUCUGCUUGGGCUGUAAAGGUCAAAAGAUGCGGAUUAGGUUGUCGUGUGGUCGGUGUAAGGACUACUCCUGCUUCCAGGAGAACAAGCAACUCUCUUUGCUUGUUCAGGGCUACAGGAAACUCUGCCUAUACAUCAUUCAUUCAGCAUUGCUGCAUCCAAUUAGCAGCCACACAGGAGGAUCUCCAGAGGUUAUGGCUUUGCUAGAGGAGGUACUCAUGUCACACCAAGAGGAGGUGGAGACAGAAGACCCCAGCAUACUUCAGGAAGAUGUGAAUCCCUCUGCCCCAGAGUCACUUACCCCAACAGAGGCACCACCUGUCCCUGCAGAAAUGUCAGCUGUGCCUCAGAGCUCCUCAUCUGAUCCACCGUGCUCUAACAGGCCUCAGGAAUGCAACGGAGAAGUGAUAGAGGAUUUGGAUCCAUCUUCUCCGGAGCUGGAGGUAUGUGAGCUGGUAGAGGAACAGUCACAGGUUGGACUGUCUGUGUCUGAUGCUGUUUGUGGUGGUCUGGAACUGAGUCUGGCCACCGGAACUUUAGCCCCAACUCCAGGCACUGUGUGCUCACUCAGGGAUGGGGAAACUAGCACUAGGGAGCUGGAGGAAGGAGAGGUCUUGCUCCUCAGUGUGGAGGAGGUGUUACAAACUUUGGAUCCCCUUCAGCCCGGACGAGAUUCUCCUCACAUACAGUCGGAAAGGACGCACACUCACACACACAUACCCACGGACAGAGCUCAUGCUCAGAUGUAUAUACAGCUGGACACAGCACACAACUACACACAGGUGCACACAGACAGGAUUAACACAAUGGGAAACCACAGUGUUCACACACACACCUCCUCAUUUGAGCCUCCUCUAGCAUCUAAGUCUCCACCAGUUCGCCUUAACCGCAAACGGUCUCAUUCUGAGAGUGACAGGGAAAAGGUGAAGCCCCUCCCUAUUACAUCCAUCCUGCAGGGUUCCUCUUCACAUUCACACACUCCCAACCCCUCUCACACACUGCACACACAAGCACACACAUCCUGCCUAACUGUACCAUCGCACAUGUACUCAUCACUUCACAAUGGGGCACCUCUCAAGGCCAGCCGCCCCUCUCCGAACCACAGUAAAGGUGCCAGGAAGCACAUAGACCAGGGCCCUAAGAAGGCUAAUACCAAGGGUCGUAGUGGUGGCAGUGUCAAGACAAAAGAUCGCAGCAAAGACCAGCGGUUGCUGUCAGGCUGUCUGGUGCCCCCCUCCCCUGUCAGGCCGCCAUAUAAAAAGCCAGUGGAGAAGAAGGGUUGUAAAUGCGGCAGAGCCACCCAGAAUCCUUCAGUGCUGACCUGUCGGGGACAGCGAUGUCCCUGCUACUCAAACCGCAAGGCAUGCUUAGAUUGUAUCUGCCGUGGUUGUCAGAACUCCUACAUGGCCAACGGUGAGAAAAAGCUGGAGGCCUUUGCUGUGCCAGAGAAAGCCUUGGAGCAGACGCGGCUCACACUCGGCAUCAACCUCACCAGCAUCACAGCUGCCGCAGCCCUCCGCAACCCGGCAACCACCAGCAUCCGCGCCAACACCCUCCUUAAUGUUGCUACAGCAACAGGGACACCUGUGACCACGGCCUUCCUGGCCCCUAGCCCCCCGCAAGAUCCCAACUAUGAGGACAGUCUGGAGCUGCUGAUUGGAUGAGAGGCUGGAACUCCCAAAACAGACAGUUUGGUGCUUGUUGAAUGUGACAGCUGACUAUUGUGUUUGUCAAAUGACAUGUACCUCCCCACCAGAAGGUAGGCGAAUAGAGGCAGCUAUGGGUCUGUCCUGGGCCGCGUUUCCUGAUAAUGAGCAGUCUUAGGGGUAAAGGGUGUUUUGUACAACUGUUUCUACAAGUGGCUUUAAAUUUUUUUUAAUUUUUUUUUUGAACAUUUUUCCCAAAGCAACUUUUAAGAGUAGGUGCAGAUGCAUGUUGUGAAGAGUUCAGAAGUCAGCUGUCCAUGGUGCUGAUUUGUAGUAACAUGCUUUUAACUGUCAGUCAUCUGUUGAAAAGGAAUUAAGAUAC
Thalassophryne amazonica is the source of this 2470-nucleotide messenger RNA. It is a transcript of the gene msl2a, whose product is annotated as MSL complex subunit 2a. The record is from RefSeq and is a predicted model, not a curated record. Gene Ontology annotation, molecular function: ubiquitin protein ligase activity. NCBI's taxonomy places the organism in Eukaryota, Metazoa, Chordata, Actinopteri, Batrachoidiformes, Batrachoididae. Bases 100 to 2106 code for a protein of 668 amino acids. The transcript is spliced from 4 exons. Gene Ontology annotation, cellular component: MSL complex.